GGUCGAAAGCGUCGUUACAACAUGAUAGGAGAACACCGUGUAAAAUAUCAAAUAAGCAGCUUGAGCUGAAAACAAGAAUUUACGAAUUUAUGAUCGACGUCGCCAUCUCCUCAUCCCCAUGCCCGCAGCUGUGCUAGUCGCAAAAUGCUCUACCGUCGCUUGCUCGAGAGCUACGGAAAACUCCUCGAAAAGCGACCCUACUUGACCAACACCCUUGCCGGCGCAACGUUGGGCUUCGUUGGUGAUGUCGUCUGCCAGUUUGUCGUGGAAAAACGGGAGACACUUGACCCAGGCAGAAAUCUCGCGUUCACAACAUUUUGCGGUUGGUACCAGGGCGGAGUGGACACCUUCAUAUACGGAGUGUAUUCUAUUAGUUGUAAUUGUUGGUAGCAGCUUUCAUUGUUGUGUUGCUCGUGAUCUAGUUGCACUUCGUGCUUUGUUUCUUUACUCAUACAGAUUUAGAUCAUAUCUGCAGCCGCGCUGACAGCCUACCAACCGUGAUAAUCAAAACAGCUACGCCCGCGUCUGGGGUCACUUUUCCCCGCUCAAGUUCGGCAUGGUCUCCGCCAUUUUCGACAAUUUUGUUCACGUUCCCCUGGCCUACCUGCCCUGCUUUUACCUGACGUUGGGCGCGAUGCAGGGACAACAACUGCCGGAGAUCAGGCAGGAGAUGGAGAAGUCCUUCCUGCCCAGCUGGCUCGCCUGCUGCACCAUGUGGGUUCCGUUUCAGUUUGUCAAUUUUGCCUUCGUCCCCCCGCACUACCGGGUGCUGUUUGUCAACUGCGGGUGUUUAGCGUGGAACGUGAUAAUUGAUUACAUCAACGCGAAGGAUGAGGAUGAGGAAGUAGAGGAAUUAUCUGCUGAGAAAAUAGCAAUGAAUUCAACUUCUGCAGACGUUGGUGUCGGAAACGCCGCUGCACUACAGCUUGCUGAUCGACAAGAGCUGGUGCAUCCAGAUUCCACGAUGAAGGCGAAACCCGUGCCGGAUCUGCGGCGGAAGUCGUCGAGAACAAAAACCUGGUCAGCAGAUGACGCGGAGAUCCACGGGCCGAUUCAGGAACUGCACAGGCUAACGGCGAACAGUAGGGCGAAGAAGGUGGAGUGAGAUGAUAUCAGUUUGUUCGUCUCUUCGCAGCGGGACUGGAGACUUGAGAAGCGAUCUUCUUAUAGGAUGCCGCUUGGAGCGUGAUCGCGGUGCAGCUGGGUACAGCAUUUGCACCGAGACCGAAGGCCGGACAUUAGGAUUGUGGACGGUUGUCGUGCGGACUGGGACUACAACUGGCUUGCAGCUCCUCGUUGAAACGAGCGAGCAGAAUUGCAGGUAUACACGAAAGGGAGAGCCGGCAGUUUCGAGACUCUGCAAGAACCUGACGCCGACCUCAAAAAGUCUUCGUGUCGGCGGAUGACGACCGUCAAAGACACCACGCCGCGCUUUCCAUUGCCUAUUCAACUUGGGGCUCCGAACGGCUUUCAAGGGGAGCAGCCACGACGUAGUUCGAGCGACUAUGACUCCACCACGAUGUUGGAGUUGAAGAUGGCAUGUUGAAGAUGGCAUUGCUGCAGUUUCGGCGACUCACACCAUCGUUUUGCUGGAGGAAUAAAGUGCGCUUCGUUUAGAGUCGACAAUGCAACGCGUUGGCUGGCUCUGGGGCUGUGUAUACAUAGAUACUCGCAAUCAUUGAAAAUUUGUCCUCGGCGCAGCAGGAAGAGGAGCGUAGUGCCGUCGUUCAUUAAAGAGAUCUGGCGGAACGGCAGCUGAUGAUAGACUGGCGGACAAUUUUGCUUUUUUAACCUGCGCCUCACAGGCUUCGUUCUUUCUCUCAAAAAGUACUGCGACUCUGCCUCCAAUAGCAUGAGCAUGUCUAAAAUUAGUUGUCAGUGCUGGUUCUAUUUUUUACAGCAGUGGUCGAUGCAGCAAUGAAUUCCCAUAUUGAUCUCCACCUUUAACAGUAGACCGCUGUGGAUCUGCGAUUUGAGCAGUUCAAGCAU
This is a messenger RNA of Amoebophrya sp. A120, 1989 nucleotides long. The record is from the annotation of a GenBank genome assembly. NCBI's taxonomy places the organism in Eukaryota, Dinophyceae, Syndiniales, Amoebophryaceae.